AGGUUGAACUAAUAAUCAAAUAUGGAUGCCACAAGAAGAACUAGUAUUGGAAAUUGUGACUGCAGUGUCUACAAGCAUGGCUUCUUCAUAAAAUCACCACCACCUCAGCUUUUUAAUAAUCAGGGUUCCUGGAAAAGGAGAUACUUUAUUCUUUCUCAUUCUCCUCAAAAUGGUUACAUCUUAAGCUAUCACAAAGGCCAGCAAAUAAAGGGCCAAAUUGAAAUCAAUGAGGCUUCAAAAAUAGAAAUUGGCAUAGGUGACUUUGAGAAAAUGUCUGUUGUGAAAAAGAUGUUCAGGUGCCAGCCCACUGAAGUGAUGAGCAUCACUACAGAGAAUAGAAUAUUUUACCUUAUUGGAAGAGAUAGCAAGGAAGUUGAGGAAUGGGCCACCUUCAUGUUUACAUUGUGCUCAGAAAAACAGAAACUGAAAAUCAGAAGUCGUUCCAAAUCCAUCCCAGCCGGUCUUGAUACCUUGGAUACUACCUCUAUCAAGGAUCAGAGUUUUGGCACUAAAUAUGAAGACACAGCAGCAUCAGCUUACAAAAGAAGGCCAAACUCAGACCCUAGUUGUCAAGAAAUCCAGAAGGAAUUACAUAUUUAUGAGUCACCAAGAAAACUCCUACAACGUCUGAGGCAACUGACAAAUAUUCCUGUUGAAGAACAGGAAGAAAAAGACAAAGAAGAAUAUUAUGCUUCUCCAACAAGUCUUUUAGCUCAGUUGGAUGAGGUGAUUGAUGAAUUUAACACUCUGGGAGAAUCUACCAUCUCAGACAAUGAAAAGCCUAGUAGCACUAAAGAAUACAUGUCCAUGAAAGAUUUGGUUUCAGAAAAGGUGGAAGAUAAAAUAAAGCCAAAAGAUGUCAAUAAUGAAUUAGUGAUCCUUCCCCCAAAUCAGAUGGAUAUACAAGUGGCAGAAAAUAGUCAACAUGAACCAAGGCCAUUACAAAGAAUAUUGGGGAAAACAUCCAAAGUCGUCUAUAUAUCAGUGGUUCAAUUGUCCAUUAUUCUCAGUGAAAUCACAGAUGAUAAUCAGUUGGAGCAGGUGGAUAUUCUCCUUCCCCAGAAUAAAUUUAUUUCCUACUUAACAUUUGUAAAAGCUUCUGGACGUAUAUGCAUUUCUCAUUGGAAAGAUCCGUAUCAUUUAGGAUGCAUAUUUCAUCAAGGAGAUUAUAUAGUGGCUGUGAAUGAUUUGCAAAUCAAAGAUAUGGAUGAAAUCUUUUGGUUCAUAAGUAGAUCCACAAGAAAUGAGGUAAAAUUGACAAUAAAACGACUCCCAAAUUCAGAGAUUUUGCAUGUUCCAGGAUGCAAGUGUCCAUAAUGGCAUAAAAGAACAGUUUUAAGUGACAUCUCCCAACAUGAAUAAACACAAAUUGCAAAUUGUGACAGUAUGGACUACAUGAUCUAAUCUAAGAAGUGGGAUUCCACAAAGUCAGUCUUCAAUUUUUUAUUAAUUUUUAUUAAUGAGUAGAUACUGUAAACACUUAUUUUCUCUUCAGCAUGUUCCCAUAUUGCGUUGCACUUUUGUAUUCAUACUAUAAGAAAAUAUUAUAAACUAUUGUGAUGUAAACAGAUUGCUGCUGUCAGAAUGUAACCAAGAUCAAAUAAUUGAUUGUGAAUAGAAAAUCCAAGAGUUUGUUCAAAGUACUAUAGAAAAUGGUAUGAUUCCUUCUGUGUAUAGUUUGUAAUCUUUUUAUAAACGAUUAAUUAUUUAAUACAUUGGUACAGAUGGUUAAUUACAAAUCCAUCUAUAAAAGGUUCAAUGCAGAAAUUUAAAAACUUUAAGAUAUGAUUUUAUGUCAUUUUAUUAUACUCUUAUUGAAAGAAUAACUUUUAUAGCAACUUUCAAACAAGAGGGUUUUAUUUCCAAAAUGCUGAGAUUUAUAAGAAUGUUUUAUAAAGCUUUCCAGAAAAUGUUCAGCUAACAAAUUUAACAAAGGGAUAAGAAUAUUUGCCACAUUAUCUUGGUAAUCUUCCAUAAUCUGAUGUUUUCUAGAUGUGUUGAACAUUCAUUUUUAGCAACAUAGCCACUAGAAAUGUCGAGCCCACCUGAAAAGUACCAGACUGACAGGUGGUCUUAUCUGUUCAUUAAAUCAAGAGAAGCACUGUAGUCCCACUCCUUUACAAAUAGGCAUUUACACAUUGUGUAAAUGUAUAUUUUGAACCAUAUCUAUAAUUAAUAAUGUGAGCUUCAAAGGAAAAAACAUGGAGAGAGAUUUCAAAUGUUUCUAGUUUUGAGCUUUUGGUGAAGUAACUAACAGCUAAAACUUAAGUUACAUAAGAAUCAUGUCACUCUUGUCAAUUAAAUUCUUGGCACCUUCCAAGCCUAGUUAAAAAAAAGUCCUGGUAAAUAAAUAAGAGUUUAGUAUUUAGUCUUUUGGUCCAGAUAAAAUAGCUGCCUUUGUGCUAAACUCCAAAUUAAAUAUUCAAAAAGAAAACAUUAAUAGUGCAUCAAAUUGUAUUUUUCUAUUCUGUAUUUUUUUAGCUAUAAAAAAAAGAUUACUUAUGGAAAACAGGAGGGGAGUUAUUUCCCUUUUUAAAAAAUUACAGAGACUCAUCUUUUGACAUAAAGGAAUACAGAUAAUUAAAUAUGAUUUAGUUUUGAUAUAUCUCACAAUAUAUGGUUCUAUUCAUAAUUCAGUAUGUUUCUGUUCCAACUUUUCAAUACUUUUAAAAGAGCUGAGGUGGCACAGUGGUUAAAUGCAGCACUGCAGGCUACUUCAGCUGACUGCAGUUCU
Thamnophis sirtalis is the source of this 2734-nucleotide messenger RNA. Lineage: Eukaryota; Metazoa; Chordata; Lepidosauria; Squamata; Natricidae. The record is from RefSeq and is a predicted model, not a curated record.